Messenger RNA from Archocentrus centrarchus (flier cichlid), 2671 nucleotides. It is a transcript of the gene tal1, whose product is annotated as T-cell acute lymphocytic leukemia 1. Gene Ontology annotation, molecular function: RNA polymerase II cis-regulatory region sequence-specific DNA binding; DNA-binding transcription factor activity, RNA polymerase II-specific; protein dimerization activity. The record is from RefSeq and is a predicted model, not a curated record. The transcript is spliced from 4 exons. Bases 334 to 1512 code for a protein of 392 amino acids. NCBI's taxonomy places the organism in Eukaryota, Metazoa, Chordata, Actinopteri, Cichliformes, Cichlidae. Gene Ontology annotation, biological process: regulation of transcription by RNA polymerase II.
CGCUCCCCAUACUGAGGGAGCGCACUGGAUGCGGCGAGGAAUAACUCAACUACACACAUACACUCACACACACACACACAUACUACUCCACAACUGGUAGAGAAAAAAAAAAGAAAGAAAAAAAAAGAAAAACCUCAGACAUGGAUGACCCACUCACAAAAUGGCUCCACUUACACAGUAACAUCAACAACACGGCUGGAACGGGUUUCAUGGACAACAAAUGCGUAGUUAUAUCUGAUAUUUUUGCCUCAAAUAAUAUUCUGAACUAUGGGUUAAUCGAAGGAAAUCUCAUUUAGGACGUAGGGGACUCUAGCGAGUGGUGACGGCAUAAAAAUGAUGGAAAAACGGCAGCAGGAGCUUUGUCCUGAAAGUCCCGGUGCAGGGUCCGGUCCUAAUAAGCGGGAAGACUCCGCCAUCAUCUCCAGACAGAACGGAUGCAAGGAGGACGGGGAGCCGAGGAGAGAAGAGGGGGAGGAGGAAGAGGAGGAGGAGGAGGAGAGGGGGGGAAGCUUCAAGGGGGUUGAGGAGACGGAUGACGUUCCUCUGCAGAACUCGAACAACGGGACCAGCAUCAGCAUCAUCAUCAACGGCGUUGCCAAGGAAACUGCCUCUCACAACGCCCUUGACCUGAAAAAGGAAGUGCCGGUGAUCGAGCUCUCCAGGAGGGACGCUAUAAAAGCGGUGCAACAGAGGACUGAAAGCCAUUUGGUGCCGAUCACGGAACUUCGCAGACCUCCACCGCUGCCGCUGCCGCCGCCGCAACGAGACGACGCUCGAAUGGUCCAACUGAGCCCAAACGCGUUUCCUGUCCCAGCGCGGGCGAUGCUCUACAACCUGGCGCAGCCUCUCGCCGCCAUCAACAGUCUUGGAGGAGAGUCGGAGCAGUACAGCAUGUACCCCAGCAACAGGGUAAAGCGCCGCCCGGCGCCUUAUGAGGUUGAACUCGACGAGGGUAGGCGCAUUUUAGAUCUUUAUAAGUAUGCUGGCCAGCCAAAGAUUGUACGUCGCAUCUUCACAAACAGUCGCGAACGUUGGCGGCAGCAGAAUGUAAAUGGGGCAUUUGCAGAGCUUCGUAAACUCAUCCCCACUCACCCUCCCGACAAGAAGCUGAGCAAAAAUGAGAUACUGCGGCUCGCUAUGAAGUACAUCAGUUUCCUUUCCAACCUCCUUGAAGAUCAGGAUGGUGGGAGGAAUGUUGGCAGCACAACUGAUGGGGACACAGGGCUGCUUGUUGGUGUUGCCGCCCACGAGGGGGGCCCUCAAGGUGGGCCACACCAGGACGCAGUAGUGGGCUUAGCUAGGGAUGAUCUUCUGGAGACAAUGUCGCCGGGCUCCAGCUGUGGAAGCCUACCUGAUGGCGAUGCUGAAGGCAGUCCUGAAAGCUUCAUGGAGGACCAGGACUCACCUCCAGCUCCUAGGACUCUAACAACAUCUCGUGGACCCCCACUUCAUCUAGCUACCAGGGAUCUGAGGCGCAAUGGACGCCCAUUAGAUAGCUCCAGUCGCCGAUGAUGCUGAUGCCAACAAACAAUGGACACAUCACCUGAGAGUGAAAGGGAGCAACUAAAAAAGAAGCGGAUAUGCUCAGACCCUCUUAUUUUUGAGUCACCAGUGUAGGAAGGAGAAUCAAGCUCCACAUAGUGAGAAAAUGUUGUCCAAAAUGAUGAUGAUGAUGAUGAUGAGUGCAUUCUCGUCUCCACACUAUACAUGACCCAAUGGACAGUUUGGUUGAAUUUAACACAACUAAAGACUUGUAAAUUCUGCAUGUCUCAUGUCUUUGACUGACUUGCGGAUUUCAGCGUUUUGAAAGUCCCAAAGACUGGAUAUUCUCACAAAAGAAACAACCCCAAAAAAUAUGAAAGAAAGAGCAAAAAACAAAGAGCAAAACCUAAUAAUAAUCAGGCAAUAAUAAUUCAAGUGACACACAUUUCAUACUGAGGAUCGAUAUUUCACUGAUGACACUAUGAAUUACAAUAUGAUGCUGCCAGAAUAGCUCCACCUUGCUUGCACGGUGCUGAAAGUAAAUGUUAACAAGCAAACCAGGAGAUUUAUCCUUGACAAAUUUGGCAUUUUAAAUUAAACACACAAAGGAAAGUUUGCCUCAAUCUGAGGCCACAAAAACACUGACUGGACACUAAUUGUACCCAUGCGAUUUGUAUGCAUUGUAAAUAGCAUUAUAUUUCCACUGCUCAAUGUAAUAAUAAUGACUCAAAUUCAAGUCAUGUGGUUUAAGAUGUACAAUAGCGUGUGUUUGUUAAAAUUGUCUUUUAGGAGACAGGAUUGUGAGGGAAGAGGAAAAAUUAGAUGAACUUUUUAAAAAAAAAGAAAAAAAAAAAGUAAAGCAAGCAACUGAACGUAAAAGUGCAUCAAAUGUGGUACAAUUUACUUCUGUUACACUUUGGCGAUGAGAAAACUACACCAAAUAUGUCAACAGAGAGCAAAACAAUCUCACUGCCUGGAAUGAAUAUAUCUAUUUGAAAUUGCUGUGGAGGUACAAGACAUGCAGUGUACAAAGCAUGGGUCAAAUUAAAUCAUGACAUGACUCAUGCAGUCCUUUUUGUAUGAAUGUUUGGGGGGGGGGGUGUUUGUUUUUUUUUGUUUAGUUUUUUAACUGUAAUGCAGUUGUAGUUUAGUAAGGUACACAAAUAAAUCCCUUCGUUGCCACAUUUUA